GGGACACAGAGCAGCAGAAGUCUCAGAGCAGAGGAUUGUCGACAGAGUAGUCACGGUCAACAAGUGCUAAGCGUUCCUUCAACUGAUGAAAGCAUUUCAACGUGUCUCUUCAGUCUUUAGCAGGUUUAACAAGGAGGGAGGGUCUGUUUGCACAACCAGAAGGUUGACCAACCAAAUCCCAGGGGCUGCUGCUCUGUUCAAAAGGCAGACUUGUACAGUGAAUAUAACGACUGACCCCACAAAGUUGCUGUCCCUUCGAUGCUGGAGCCAACAUGGCGGCCUCCAGUGUGUCAAUACCCAGUUCGAGAACCACGACACUUGGGUUUGAGGACUACAGCCUUUACAGCGGCCUGUCAGAGGAUGAGCUGAUAGAGAUGGCCAUUGAGCGUAGCUUGGCCGAAGCCCAUGCAUCUGCCACUCAAAGCGGGUCUGCCAAAGUACCUGCUCUCCGUCAAAAUCCAGUCCAUCAGAAUCCAUGUGUCCGGCAGAUGAGCCGUCCACGUGAGCAGAAUGUGCCCCCGCCAGCCAACCCACCCAGUGAGAAGCCAUUUGACAAAAUGGGAACCAUUGAGGCCCAUUUUACCACUGGCAGUGGGAGGCGAAUGGUCCGCUGGCGGAAAUAUGAUGGAAGUCUACACGUUUCACCAGAACCUGUGGAACAAGCAGACCCAUUGUUCCAAGCCAUCUGGGAUGGUAAUGUGAGGAAGGUGAGAGAACUGGUGAAACUUUCCCCAAAAAGUAUGGGAGAACCCUACAGAGAAGGGUGGAUCGCCUUGCACGAAGCAGCAUACUACGGCCAAGUGGAGUGCCUCCAGAUUCUGCUGAGGGCCCGCCCAGACAUGAUAAACAAGCGUAGCGACAGAAACCAGACGCCCUUAUUCCUGGCCGUGAGCAGAAACAAUGUGCCCUGUGUCGAGUUCCUGCUGGAAAAUGGAGGGGACCCUGACAUGCCUAACACUCACAAAGAAACUCCCCUCCUGAAAGCUUGUGAACGAGAGAAUGCAGAAACCGUGGCGGUGCUCCUGAACCAUGGAGCCCUGGUGAACAAGCCCUGUGUCGAGGGCUGGACGGCUCUCCACGAGGCCGUGUGCCGCAACAGUGUGGAGAUAUGCGAGAUGCUGGUGAAGGCUGGUGCCAAAGUCAACGCUCGCAACAUGUACGGCAUUAGCCCACUGUUUUCGGCGGCCCAAAGUGGACAAUUAGACAGCCUGCGCUUCUUACUCAAAAGUGGUGCGGAUAUAAACAGCCAGGCGAAUGAUGGGGCUACAGCUCUGUAUGAGGCCAGUAAGAAUGGGCAUGAAGAGAUUGUGGAGUUCCUUCUGUCUCAGAAUGCAGAUGCCAACAGAGCAGCUAAAUGUGGGUUCCUGCCCCUGCACAUCGCUGCCGAGCGUGGAAAUGAGGGAAAAAGGCUCCUCUUCAAAAUGACCGACAACUACUGUUAUGAGAAUUCAGUUAAAAUUGUGUCCCUGCUCAUCCCCGUCACCAGCAAGGCCCGCAUACGGCGCAGUGGCAUCAGCCCCCUCCAUUUGGCCGCCGAACGCAAUAAGGAAGACGUCCUGGAGGUCCUGAUCGAGGCGGGCUAUGAUGUGAAUGCCAUGCUGUCACUUGACCGCAGCAAGAUGUAUGAGGACCGUCGGAGCACAGCGCUCUACUUCGCUGUCAUCAACAACAAUGCCGAUGCCACCACCAUGCUACUGGAUGCAGGCGCUAACCCCAACUUGGACACUUUCAGCCCACUGCUAGUGGCUCUGAGACAUGGCUGCAUCCAGACGGUCACCCUCCUGGUGGAACACGGUGCCAAUGUGAACGCCUGUGUCCCCACCCACCCCACAUCUUUCCCUGGCACUGUCAUGUUCUGCAUGAAGUACCUGUCCCUGCUCAAGUACCUGAUGGACAAUGGCUGUGACGCCCUGUCCUGCUUUCAGUGUCCCUACGGAAACAACCCUCACCCACCCAUCAAGAUAAGAAGCAACAGGAGGAACAGCCUGGAUGACAGGAAUGAAGACGAGGCUCCCAAAAUGCCUGUGCUGUUCUGCGAGAUGAUUUCAACAGACCUGAUGUCUCGCUGGGCAGGACCUAUUAUCGACGUACUGCUCGAUUACGUGGGCAAUGUGCAGCUCUGUGCCAGACUCGUUGAACAUCUGGACAGCUACGAGGACUGGGCAGGCAUCAAGGAGAAAUCUGUGCCUCCCCGCCCACUAAUGCAGCUGUGCAGGCAGACGAUCUGCAGUCUGGUGGGAGGAAAUAGGCUGAGGUACCUGAAUACCCUGCCCCUUCCAGGACGACUAAUCAAGUUCCUGAAACACGAAGAGCGUUACAGAGACGAGGACUUUUGACCUGUGGCUUGUCUGUUUAUUUGCCUUGGCUCAUUUUGUACAAAUGUCUUGGUAUGUUUUCCUAGCUCCUCCAUCACUCAUUCAUACUGUAGCAUAUACUCUAUCAGAGUGGUUCCCAAACUUGGUCCUGGAGUACCCCUGUGUAUGCUGGUUUUUGUACCCAACCACAACUGCAAUCCAGAAAUUUUAACAAGCUGUUAAUUUUUUCUUAAUUAGGUGCUUUUCAUGUUUAGAGGGAUUACUUACCCUCUUAAUCCAAUUAUCAGAUCAUUCCUGUGUUCAUAUUUAGUUAUUUGUGCUAUAUACAUUUAGCUGAACAAUUGCAUAAAAAGUGGUAAAUUAUUAUUAACUGAUAAAAUGAAAGACUAAGGUGAAUCAGUAGGCUCCUAAUUGGUGAGGCUGGCCACCAAAACUAACCUUUUGGGAAAUAAUGAAGAAUUCAAAGGCAAAGCAAAUGAUAACAAGGCAAACCGGCAUUGUUGAUAUGUUUAAGGAAAGAAAUUAGAAGUGGAAGUAUGCUCAACUAAGGCGGCACGGAUGGUGCAGUUGGUAGCACUGCUGCCUCACAGCAAGGAGGUCCUGGGUUCGAAUCCCUGUCGGCGGGGGCCUCUCUGUGUGGAGUUUGCAUGUUCUCUCCGUGUUUGCGCGGGUUUCCACCGGGUACUCUGGUUUCCUCCCACAGUCCAACGACAUGCAGGUUAGGCUGAUUGGAGAGUCUAAAUUGCCUGUAGGUAUGAGUGUGUGAGUGAAUGGUGUGUGUGCCCUGCGAUGGAAUGGUGACCUGUCCAGGGUGUAUUCCUGCCUUUUACCCAAUGUAUGCUGGGAUAGGCUCCAGCGACCCUGUUCAGGAUAAGCGGGUAAGGAUAAUGAAUGAAUGAGUGUGCUCAACUACCUCAUUAAGAGCAUGUUAAUUAUCCUCAGUCUUUUAAUUGUUUCUUCUUAUGUAAUUGUUUGCAAGAAGGUGCAGUAAGCUAAGUACAAUAUGAACACGGUAAUUUUAUUUUAUCAUGCAGUUACAAAGCUAUUUCUGGCAUGUGGUUUAAGGUAAAUAAUCCACCUAAAGGUGACACACAUAAUUAAGAAAGAUUAACAGCUUGUUAAAAUUGUGGUUGGAAUAAAAACCAGCAUACAGGAGUACUCUGGGACAGACUUUGGGAACCUCUGCUCUAUCAGGAUCUGUAUCUGCAUAUGAACAGUGUACAUAUUCACAAACAGUUCCUGGAUUCACUAGACUGUGAAUGUCUGAUCACAAAGGUACCUUCAUUUCCUUUUUUACAUAAUUAAUAACAAAAUCUAAUUUUGAUAGCUAGAGAAGUGCAUGGUGUGCUACCUUUUUAUUUUGUCAUACAAAUAUAAAAGCGCAUUAAUCAAUUAUGGAAUAUAAAAUAAUAAUAUAGAAGCGUGACAACUAACGAUCAGAAAGGCUGUGAGAGGUGAAUUAUUCAAUUCAAUUUAUAUGGCACCUAAUCUAUUAAAUUUUAGUAUGCUUAUUAACAUCUUCUGUAAUUGGUAGACAAAUGAAGAUCUAUUAAAUGACCAGUCAGGAAAAUGUAUGUCCUGUUAACAUACUAACAAAUAUGGUGAAUUUGUAUGAGUAACUGUGCUUUCAAUUAUUAUGAAUUCUGAAGGUUAUUGUGUAUGUUAAUUUGUAUAAUCCAAAAGAACAACAACUUUCCAAGGACAAUUCCAAUUUUUAUUUUUCAAAUUAUGUUCAUGUAAAAAAUUUUAAUUAUAAUUCUAUACCCAACCUGUGAGCAGUUGAUCUGAACCAUUUUGCCAGCUUGUGUGAUGCCAUGUCCCAAUGUUUAUGUGACCAUCCUUUGAUGGUGGGGUCAGGUCACCCUCCAAUUCAGAGUCAUAUUUUCGGAAUUGGCUCAUGGAAUAGAUGCUUGUUCCAUUCAUCCGUCUAAAUACCAGCCUGGGAUUAAAUAUAUUUGCAUUUUCCUUACAGAAAACAACAUUGUUCUUUCAAUCUCCAAUCAGAAGCGUUAAAGAGUUUCUAUGCUAAAUAACUAUGGCUAGUUUUUCACCCUGGGUGCACUAUGAUUUCUUGAAAUUAUUAGUCUCCCAUAGUCAGGGUAUCCAAGAGAUCUGUUAGUUCCUGAUUGCCACACCGUUCAAGAGUGGAGCACUUUGGUCGAAAAUGUAGCCAUAGUUCUCAAAAAGGAAUCGUAUUAGAGAUGUUUUAUUGGUGCUUUACAUGAUCGUCUUCCAGGUUUCAUUUAUUUUCAAGUUUACUUGCUAGACCUUUGGCUUAUGAAGUGAAAAACAGGUACAGGUAACACUGUUGCUGCUGGGUCAUGUUCUAUUGCAAUAGUUUGUAUUAUGGAACGGAAAUAUUUCGUGAAUGCUGCUGCUUAUAUGUUUUUUUAUAUAAAUACAUUUUCUAUUGGUAUUUAUUGCAUAGCUACUGUAUAUUUUAGAUAUAAAUUUUAUGUUUUCAUUUUUGAGUCAUACACUCUGUUACAUGCUGAUCAAACACAAGAUGUGCUGUAUAUUGCAAGUCAGGCCAGAUUAGACAAGUUUCACUGUUUUUGAGACUAAAACAAAUUAGCAUGAGCAUCUCUGCACGGAUAAUCCAAAUCUAAUUUGGUUCUUUUCAUCUGUACAAACUUUGUACUUUUAUUUUUUUUAUAAUUUCGCAUCUGGGGGAGGGGAAAGGAAACAGGAGGGUAGCCGGUUGCGUCUGGUUAGGUUGAUGUUACAUUUUUGACCAGCAAGUCAGUUUCUUUGUUCCGCAUUUUUGCUGCUCUAUGCCCUUGAAGCUCUGUAAACUGUGCUGUAUUUCUGUAAAUAAAUAAAUAAAUAAAUAAAUAA
Conger conger (European conger) is the source of this 5153-nucleotide messenger RNA. RefSeq names its product ankyrin repeat and SOCS box protein 2-like. Gene Ontology annotation, biological process: intracellular signal transduction. Gene Ontology annotation, cellular component: cytoplasm; nucleus. The record is from RefSeq and is a predicted model, not a curated record. The transcript is spliced from 12 exons. Lineage: Eukaryota; Metazoa; Chordata; Actinopteri; Anguilliformes; Congridae. The coding region runs from base 273 to 2336 and encodes 687 amino acids. Gene Ontology annotation, molecular function: protein binding.